Pelobates fuscus (common spadefoot toad) is the source of this 1449-nucleotide messenger RNA. RefSeq lists its product as uncharacterized. The transcript has 8 exons. Lineage: Eukaryota; Metazoa; Chordata; Amphibia; Anura; Pelobatidae. Bases 91 to 1224 code for a protein of 377 amino acids. The record is from RefSeq and is a predicted model, not a curated record.
ACGGGGAAUAUUAACUUUCACUCCCAGUUAAUUAUUAAGAGGAGUUUUCAGCGGACUACGUACGGUGAUAUUCUUCAGUGCCAGAGGAAAAUGGCUCAGUUAUACUACUUAGUUUCUAUUUAUUUAGCAAUAAUUUGCAACAUCAGGUCUUUGCAAGCACUUCCUCGGAAUUCAAGUUGCGAACAUGCAGGAAAUUGUGCCCGAGCUCAGGUUAUCCCAACAAUAUGUCCAGCAGGUCACUUCUGCUCUGAGGAUGGUGGGAAGGUUACUCCUUGCCCAGCAGGAUCCUACAGGUCUGGGGAAGAAUUAGGAGCACUAGACCAUUGCACAAAGUGUCCUGUGAACUUCUUUAACCAUCUUGUUGGACAAAAGGCUUGCUUGCCAUGUGGGUCUGAAGCAAUGCAACCUAAGGAGGGCCAGAUCACCUGCCUCUGCCAUGGUGAAGGCCGGAUUUUCCAGCCCAAUGAUGGUCGCUGCCCAUGUGCUCCUGGAUAUCGACUGGCUGGUGACACAAAUAACUGUGUACAAAUUGUAUACGACAUAUGUAGAGAUGGAAAUGCUCGCAACCAAGAGGGACAAUGCCUGAGUGAAGGCGAAUGGUCUGACUACUGUUCAAAUCAGAUCUGUGUGCAACCAAAAUAUUUCCAAGGUUAUGAUAAGGUUCUAGGACUCUGCAUUUGUCAGACAGAACAUCUUGAUAACCUUUGCAAUGCUGAAUGCCGAAGGAGGCAAAAACGCAUACUGCAAAUAUUGUGUGUGGAAGAAACUCCUAAGAUCCGUGCCAUUGACUCAUCGGGGGAACAGGCACUUUUCCCAACGCAGGAUGUAUUUGGACCUCUUGUAGUUGACCACCCUGUUGAUAAGAUGAUAUGCUCGUCCUCACAGAGAACUAGUGUCCAUUCUGUCUAUGUAGUUGCAUCCACUGGGCAAGGCUUUUUGGGAGUAUAUAAUGCAAACCCACAAUUAAUUAAACAAAUGAGCGAAGGUCAUUUCAAUAUCACAUUAUCUAAACUCUCAGGGGAAGACAGAAUGUUCACGUUUUAUCCCGUUUCUGGUAUCCUGAACCCAACCACAUGUAUACAUGUUAAUGAAGUCAUCAUGUUUAUUGCUUCCAAACACGACUACCCCAUGUAUGAUGUGGAAAAGCUGAGAUGGGAUUCCUCUGAAUCAGAAAGAUGGACUAUGAGUGCUAGAUUCACUUCCUGCUCUGUCACUUUGUUUUGAUACUUCAUUAGCACGAUGCACUUGCUGGAAUAAUAACCACAGAAACUACAGUUCUUGUUGUUGUUGCUGUGCCAGAGAGCACGAGAGGCUCAUGUAGGAGGGCUCUCUUGCUCUCCCCUGCGGCUCAGUUGAUAGCAUAGCCAAUGCAGAGAACUGACUAACAGGAAGAGCAGGGACUACAUUUCUAAACAGAUUAUUUUAAAUGUGUAUAAUUUAUAGCAUCUC